Messenger RNA from Impatiens glandulifera, 1713 nucleotides. RefSeq names its product glucan endo-1,3-beta-glucosidase 14-like. Gene Ontology annotation, cellular component: plasma membrane. Bases 127 to 1287 code for a protein of 386 amino acids. The transcript is spliced from 4 exons. Gene Ontology annotation, biological process: carbohydrate metabolic process. NCBI's taxonomy places the organism in Eukaryota, Viridiplantae, Streptophyta, Magnoliopsida, Ericales, Balsaminaceae. Gene Ontology annotation, molecular function: hydrolase activity, hydrolyzing O-glycosyl compounds. The record is from RefSeq and is a predicted model, not a curated record.
UAGAUGUUAGCCUGUAAUAAAUAAUACAGAGAGCAUCUGAAGCAGCAGCCGGCGGCCGGCGGCAACAGGGAGGAGGAGUGGCCGGAGACCGGUGGCUGGCUCCAUAGCUGCAGCCAGCUUCAAUCAAUGGCUUUCAAGUUCUCCUCUCUUUUCUCCGCCUUUCUUUUUCUUCUCUUUCUAUCUGAUUCGGUUGUUCGAAUCAUCUCCGUUGGCGUUGGAAUUAACUACGGUCAGAUCGCCAACAAUCUCCCAUCCCCUUCCCGCGUUGCCGGCCUCCUAAGAACUCUAAACAUCACAAGAGUGAAGCUUUACGACGCAGAUCCUAAUGUACUGAGAGCCUUUGCUAAUUCAGAUGUAGAUUUCGUUCUUGGACUUGGAAAUGAAUAUCUCCAGAAUAUGACCGAUGUGAAGAAAGCACAAGCAUGGAUUCAACUUCAUGUUCAACCCUACAUUUCUCGAACCAAAAUCACUUGCAUUACAGUUGGGAACGAAGUACUCGGUGGUAACGAUACUCAGUUACCGCUUUAUCUCCUUCCUGCUAUGCAAACCGUUUACGACGCCCUUGUUAAUCUAGGGCUUAACAAACAAGUAUACGUCACGACUGCUCAUUCCCUAGCCAUAUUGGCUAACUCCUUCCCGCCUUCAUCAGGUUCUUUCCGGCCAGAUCUAGCUGAAUACAUCCAGCCCAUUCUCAGUUUCCAUUCACAAGUUGAUUCCCCAUUUCUCAUAAAUGCAUAUCCAUUUUUUGCUUACAAGGAUAACCCUGAUCAAGUUUCCCUUAGUUAUGUCCUUUUCCAACCCAACCAAGGGACAGUUGAUCCUGUAACCAAUUUGCAUUAUGACAACAUGUUGUUUGCACAAAUAGAUGCAGUUUACUGCGCUAUAAGAGCAAUGGGGUAUACAGAUAUUCAAGUUAAGAUAUCUGAAACGGGCUGGCCUUCUAAAGGUGAUCAAAAUGAGGUUGGAGCUACGGUUCAGAAUGCAGGACUAUACAACUCCAAUUUAUUGCGUAGGAUACAGGCGAAUCAAGCUACACCAGGAAAUCCUUCAAUCCCAAUUGACAUAUAUGUAUUUGCACUCUUCAAUGAGAAUCUAAAGCCCGGUCCAACAUCUGAGAGGAAUUAUGGGCUGUAUUACCCAGAUGGUACACCUGUUUAUGAUAUAGGAUUGCAAGGAACUCUUCCCACAUUAAUAUUUUCAGCUUCCAGUAUUAAUAAUAAUAAUGCACAACUAAGUUUGAUCGUUCUGAGUCUUACAAUGGUGUGGACGACGAUCUUGUUGGGUUAAGCAAUUUGAAUUCAUUUAUUGUUCUUGAUGAUAAGGAAAAUCUGAGGGACAGAAAGAGGCAGUGAAAUGGCUUUUCAGUUGCUUAAAGAUUUUCCCUUUGUUCAAAAGGGAGAGAUCAUUUAGGACUGUGAAGAGAGGUUCCACAUAUUUGUUUAUUUAUUUGACCCUCCUAGCUUUGGAGCUACUUCAUCCAUCAAUUGCUGCAAUCAGAUUAGUUAGUCCUCAAUCUUUUAUCCUCUGUACUAUUAUUACAUAGUGUAUUUUACUUCUUCAUAGAAAAUAAUGGCCUAUAGAGAAUGGUAUACUAUAUUACAGUGUAUUUUACUUCAAAUCUUCUUCUUUUUCAUAGAAAAUAAUGACCUUAUAGAGAAAGGUGUAUUGAUUAAUUUUGUUUCUCCAGUGAUAUAAUAAAUAAUAAAUUAUUCA